Messenger RNA from Myxocyprinus asiaticus (Chinese sucker), 2670 nucleotides. RefSeq names its product lysosomal cobalamin transport escort protein LMBD1-like. Lineage: Eukaryota; Metazoa; Chordata; Actinopteri; Cypriniformes; Catostomidae. Gene Ontology annotation, biological process: protein localization to vacuole. The transcript is spliced from 16 exons. The record is from RefSeq and is a predicted model, not a curated record. Bases 23 to 1636 code for a protein of 537 amino acids. Gene Ontology annotation, cellular component: vacuolar membrane.
UGUUGCAGGAAGUGAAGCAGUCAUGGCGCCUUCUGUAGCGUUGCUCUCUGAAUCUGUGCUCGGAUGGUCCAUUUUCACCAUCGUUUUACUGGUGAUUGUGGUCUUCUGCUGGGUUUACAUCAGGAAGUACCAGAGCCGUCAGGAGAGCGAGGUGAUCUCCACCAUCACAGCGAUAUGUGCUCUUGCUGUUGCCCUCAUCACAUCGGCUCUUCUGCCUGUGGAUAUCUUUCUAGUGUCUUUCAUGAAGUACCCCAAUGGCACAUACAAGGAUUGGUCUUCAAACAAUGAGACCAGGCAGCAGAUUGAAGACACAGUUUUGUACGGCUACUACACUCUGUAUUCCAUUAUUCUGUUCUGUGUUUUCCUCUGGAUCCCCUUUGUGUAUUUCUACUAUGAGGAAAAAGAUGAAGACAACAGCAACAAGUGCUCGCAAGUGAAAAAUGCACUGAAGUACACAAUAGGAUUUGUGAUUGUGUGUGCAGCGCUGCUUUUGAUUGGGACGUUUGUGCCCUUGGCGUCUCCCCCAAACCAGAACUCUACUCAGUGGGAGAAGGUGCAGUAUCUGUUCGAGGAGCUGGGCAGCAGCCAUGGCCUGGCUGCCCUGUCGUUCUCCAUCAGCACGCUCACCUUGAUUGGCAUGCUGGCAGUGAUCACAUAUACGGCAUACGGGAUGUCCGUCCUGCCACUGAACCUGAUAAAAGGCACGCACAGCAUCCUGUAUGAACGCCUGGAGAACACCGAGGACAUGGAAGAGGUGGAGCACCAGAUAGACAAGCUCAAAGCCCAGUGUGCAGAUGGGCGUCCUCUCUCUAUUAGAGACAGGAGAAACCUCCAGGAUCUUGAAGCCAAACUUCAGGUGCUCAAUCGCCGAGGGCAUCACCUGGAGAUUGCAGAGAGGAACUGCUGUAAUAAAGUGGGCAUUGCCCUGCGCCCAGUGAAGAUACUUCUCGGGAUCUUCUUCAUCCUGGUUGCCCUUUUGUUCAUCGUGGCCUUGUUUAUUUCAAAUCUGGAUAAGGCUUUACAUUCAGCUGGUAUCAGCACUGGAUUUAUCAUCUUUGGGACCAACUUAACCAACCCUCUUAAUGAGCUAUUGCUGGCCCUACAACCUGUUUUCCCUCUGGACUAUGUUCUUAUCACCAUCAUCACUAUGUAUUUUUUCUUCACCUCCAUGGCCGGGAUCCGUAACAUGGGUAUCUGGUUCUUCUGGAUACGGCUGUAUAAAAUCAGACCUCAGAGAACCCGACCGCAGGCCCUGCUCUUCCUCUGCAUGAUCCUCCUCCUGAUCGUCCUCCACACCAGCUACAUGAUCUACAGUCUUGCCCCGCAAUAUGUCAUGUACGGCAGCCAGAAAUACCUUCUGCAGACCCCACUGCCCACAGCAGACAAUCACACCGCUGCCAUCACGAAGAUAUGUGACGCUGACGCUCCUGAAGACCAAUGCACAGUAACAAGAUCAUACCUGUUCCUGCACAAGUUUUGGUUCUUCAGCACCAUCUACUAUUUUGGCAACUGGGCUUUCCUUGUGGUAUUUAUUGUUGGUUUAAUUGUUUCGUGUUGUAAAGGGAAGAAAUCAGUGAUUGAAGGUGAAGUUGAUGCAGAUGAUUCUGAUCUCAGUGAUGAUGAAUAUGUGCACUAACUCCCAUUCACAGACGUACGUUAAUAUUCAACUGUUGUAGUUCACAUUUAAAGUCUUGUUUUUAUGAGGUUUGGUUAAAAGUCAAAGGAUUAGGUCCCCAAAGAUGGAAAUUCUGUCAACACUUGCCUUUAUGUUGUUCCAAACCCUUAUGAGCCUUUCUUCCAUGAAACACAAAAUGAGAUCACCAUUCCCACCACAAGAUCGUCUCAGUCACCAUUCACUCUCAUUGUAUAGAAAAAGAUACAAUGAUAGUGCAUGGUGGCUGAGGUGAACAUUCUAACAUCAUCUUUUGUGUUCCACAGAAUAAAUAAAGUCAUACAGGUUUGGAAUGACAUGAGUAUGACUAAUAAUGACAGAAUUUUCAUUUGUGAGUGAACAGUUGUACUGUUUUGUUGCUGAGCAAAAGCAUUUCAUCUUAAGUUAAUCUUUACUGAGUUUGAGAGAGAAAUAUUUACAUUCUUUAAGACUAAAUUUAUUGUGAAAUGAUGCCAUAUAGAUCUCGUGUCACUAUAGGCAUUGUCACAUUUAACUGAUAGUAGUCUGAUAUGCUAACCUGGCCCUACUACUGACCCUUACUAAGGGUGUGUAUGCAUGUCAUUUUGAAGUAAUUCAAAAAAAAAUUUUUUUAUGUUUGAGCAUAUGUAUAUUAGAAAUAAAUUGCAAAAGUGUGAUUUUUUUUGUUUUGUUUAGUUUUUUUGUUGAUUCAUAUUAAAAGGUUGCAGAUUAUUUAUUGAAGAGUUUUGUUAUGCAGUGUAUAUCUGUAAUUUUGCAUUUAGGCAUAAUGCUCUAUUGUUUUUGAUGUGUGCUUUAAUGAUAAUUUAAUAUCUGAGGUUGAAUUAUUAUUAUACUGCAAAACAAAUCGCCUGUUGAUUAUUUCACAUAGAUUUUGAGUACAAGUAUUGAAUUGACUUGUAUUGAACUAAGACACAAUAUAUGAGAGAGUGAAUUUCUCAUGCAGUAUUGGCCUGUUUAGGGUUAUCUGAAAUUAAUUAUCUGUUUUAAUGCGGUUUAGAACCAUUAAUAAAGAAUUAAAA